Colletotrichum orchidophilum is the source of this 2490-nucleotide messenger RNA. RefSeq names its product DEAD/DEAH box helicase. Gene Ontology annotation, cellular component: nucleus. Bases 1 to 2490 code for a protein of 829 amino acids. Gene Ontology annotation, molecular function: RNA helicase activity; nucleic acid binding; ATP binding. The transcript is spliced from 2 exons. The record is from RefSeq and is a predicted model, not a curated record. Gene Ontology annotation, biological process: rRNA processing. NCBI's taxonomy places the organism in Eukaryota, Fungi, Ascomycota, Sordariomycetes, Glomerellales, Glomerellaceae.
AUGGCGACUCCCACAAAGGCCCCCGCAAAGGGAUCCGGGAAGAAGCAGCAGCAGCCCAAGGUCCUGAAGAGAGACACGCGCCUCGAAAAGCGACAGCAACAGCUGCAGACCAUUGAGCAGCUCGAGAAAGCCGUCGCCGACUUUGACCCCAAGAGCGAAUACAGCAACUUCUCCGACCUCCCCCUCUGCGAAACGACCCGGAAAGGCCUCGAGAAAUCCCACUUCGAGACCCUCACCGACAUCCAGUCCCACGCCGUGCCCCUCGCCCUCAAGGGCCACGACAUCCUCGGCGCCGCCAAGACGGGCAGCGGCAAGACCCUCGCCUUCAUCAUCCCCGUCCUCGAGAAGCUCUACCGCGCGCAAUGGACCGAGUUCGACGGCCUCGGCGCCCUCAUCAUCUCCCCGACCCGCGAGCUCGCCGCCCAAAUCUUUGAGGUCCUCCGCAAGGUCGGCCGCUAUCACAACUUCUCCGCCGGCCUCGUCAUCGGCGGCAAGAGCCUGAAAGAGGAGGCCGAGCGCCUGUCCAAAAUGAAUAUCCUCGUCUGCACGCCCGGCCGCAUGCUGCAGCACCUCGACCAGACGGCCGGCUUCGAUGUCGACAACCUGCAGAUCCUCGUGCUCGAUGAGGCGGACCGCAUCAUGGACAUGGGAUUCCAGCACGCCGUCGACGCGCUGGUCGACCACCUCCCCUCGACGAGGCAGACGCUCCUCUUCAGCGCGACGCAGAGCAAAAAGAUCUCCGAUCUAGCGCGCCUCAGCCUCAAGGACCCGGAAUACGUCUCCGUCCACGAGGAGUCGACGCCCAAGAACCUGCAGCAGCACUACAUCGUCACGCCCCUCCACGAGAAGCUCGACACCCUGUUCGGCUUCAUCAAGGCCAACCUCAAGAGCAAAAUCAUAGUCUUCUUCUCCUCGGGCAAACAGGUCCGCUUCGCGUACGAAGGCAUGAGGCACCUGCAGCCCGGCGUGCCGCUGCUCCACCUCCUCGGCAAGCAGAAGCAGCUCCAGCGCAUGGAGAUCACAAAGCGCUUCGCCGACGCAAACGCCUCGGUCCUCUUCGCCACCGACGUCGUCGCCCGCGGCGUCGACUUCCCCGCCGUCGACUGGGUCGUCCAGGUCGACUGCCCCGAGGACGUCGACACCUACAUCCAUCGCGUCGGCCGUACCGCCCGUUACGAGCGCGACGGCAAAGCUGUCCUCUUCCUCGAGCCCAGCGAGGAGGCUGGCAUGCUCAAGCGCCUCGAGCUGAAAAAGGUGCCCAUCAACAAAAUCACCGUCAAGGAGAGCAAGAAGAAGAGCAUCAAGAACCAGCUCCAGAGCAUGUGCUUCUCCAAUCCGGACCUCAAAUACCUCGGCCAAAAGGCCUUUAUCAGCUACGUCCGCUCCAUCUACCUGCAAAAGGAUAAAGACGUCUUCAAGUUCAACAAGCUCGACCUCGACGCCUUCGCCGCCAGCCUCGGUCUCCCCGGUGCGCCGCAGAUCAAGAUGCGCAAGGGCGAGGACAUUAAAAAGGUCAAGAACGCGCCCCGCAAGGGCAUGUCCUCCGACGAGGACGAGGAGGACUCGGACGACGCGGCGGCGGCGGCGGCGGCCGGACCCAAGAAGCCCAAGAAGCCCGAGGUCCGGACAAAGUACGACCGCAUGUUUGAACGCACGAACCAGGACGUCCUCUCCGGGCACUACACCAAGCUCGUGGCCAACGGCGACGAAGUCACCGGCGGCGUAGCCAACGCAGACGGAGGCGCUGACGUAGAAGAAGAAGAAGACUUCCUCUCCGUGAAACGCGUCCUAGGCGACGACGAACUCGACGCCGAAUCCAACCUCGCCGCAGGCGCCAAGCCCAAGGUGAUAUCCUACGGCGGCCAAGACUUCAUCGUCGACUCGAAACGCCGCGAAAAGGCCCUCCAAUCCAAAAAGAAGAUGCUCAAAUUCAAGGGCCGCGGCGAAAAGCUCGUCUUUGACGAGGACGGCAACGCGCACCAGAUAUACGAGCUGCAAAACGAAGACGACUUUGAAAAGGAAGGCCCCGCAGAGGCACUGCGGCAGAAAUUCGUCGCGGACGAGGCGGCGCGCGUCAAGGAGGCCGAUGUGGACGACAAGCUGGCCGCCAAGGGGCGGCUCAAGGAGAAGAGGCUCAAGAGGAAGCAGAGGGAGGCCGAGGAGCGCGGAGAGGGCGGCGCGGCGCGGGGUGGUGCCGAGGGACCGCAGGUGGCGGGUGGCGGCGAGGACGGCGACGAAGAUCCGUUGGCGCUGUUGCGGUCGUUGCCGAUUGCGGGCGAAAGCGGCGGCGGCGGCGGCGGCGACGGCGAGUACAGCGGUAGCGAGGACGAGAGGCCAAAGAAGAAGACCAAGAAGUGGUUCCAGGACGACUCUGACGAGGAGAGGGAGAAGAAGAAGAAGGCCAAGAAGGGCGGCAAGGUGCUCGAGAUUGACCGUGAGCCCGAGACGUUGGAAGACCUCGAGGCUCUGGCUUCGGGCUUGUUGAACUAA